Molecule: messenger RNA, 2085 nt
Organism: Armigeres subalbatus
Lineage: Eukaryota; Metazoa; Arthropoda; Insecta; Diptera; Culicidae
Exons: 3
Coding region: 1-2085 (694 amino acids)
Biological process (GO): DNA integration
Molecular function (GO): nucleic acid binding
Source: RefSeq, a predicted model, not a curated record
AUGCCAGUGGAACAUUCGCCGUUCAAACCCAAGAAGCAACCAACCAUGGAGGAAGCGAAGCAGGCCAUCCAUCAGCGCGGACAGGUAAAGGGUAAGGUCACCGCUAUAUCCAACGCACUGGAAAAUGCGGAAGACGACCCUUCUCAGCCAAAUUGUCCUUUCCUGGUUGCAAAGGCACCAGCACGGCUACAGCCGUUUGUUCAGCAUCGUGUCAUGGAAAUAACGAAGGAUAGUGGUCACUAUAAAUGGUGUUACGUUCGGUCCAAGGAUAAUCCUGCGGAUGUGAUUUCCCGUGGGCAACUGCCUGGUAGCCUAAAGGAUAACUCGUUAUGGUGGGAAGGUCCAAUGUUCCUUCAUUCAAAGGUUUACGAGUCCACCGUGCCAGAUCCGAUAUCUGAUGAUUUGAUGCCUGAAAUGAAAGCUAUAUCUGUAACAAUUAUGCCGGUAAUUAAUAGUGACGAUCUUCCUGUUUUCAAGAGAUUUGAGUCGUUGCGCAAAUUACAACGCGUUCUAGCCUACGUACAACGAUUUCUAAAAAAUUGUCGAGUCAAGGAUCCUGCACAUCGAAUUCUACACAGGUAUCUUUCCAUUUCCGAGCUACGGUCAGCACUUCAUAUGAUAGUACGUGUGAUUCAAAGUGAAUCAAUACCGGAUGAAGUCCGUAGAGUGCAAACCGGCGAACCAUCGAAAUUGUUGAAAACUCUGGGACCGUUUAUUCUUGACGGAGCACUGCGAGUAGGUGGUCGAAUUCAGAAGUCUCAAAUUCCGUUUGAUGCAAAGCAUCAAUACAUUUUGCCCAAACAUCCGCUCACCGACAUGAUCAUACGUGAAUACCACUUAGAACAUUUGCAUAUAGGCCCUUCCGGCUUAUUGUCAGCCCUCCGGCAACGAUUCUGGUUACUAGGUUCUCGUUCAGCUGUUAGAAAAAUCACUAGGAGAUGUGUUGAGUGUUUUCGUGUGAAACCACGUAGCGUAACGCAGUAUAUGGGUAAUUUACCACGGAGUCGUGUUACUCCUUCUGCCCCGUUUGAAGUAACAGGGGUCGAUUAUGCCGGACCGUUUCAAAUAAAGCAAAGUGGUCGAAAGUCAGUGACAGUGAAGGGUUACUUAUGUGUGUUUGUAUGUUUGGUCACUAAAUCACUCCAUUUGGAACUGGUCUCCGACAUGACAACUGCCGCUUUCAUCGCUGCAUUGCAGCGAUUUGUCAGUCGUAGGGGAUUAAUUCGCGAGCUCCACUCUGACAACGGUAGCAAUUUUCGUGGUGCUAAGUCCGAGCUUAAUGAGUUGUAUCUUCUGUUUCGUCAGAAUGCUGCCAUAAAUCAAAUCGAAUCGUUCUGCCAGACCAAAGAGAUAAGUUGGCAUUUUAUACCACCCGAUGCCCCUGAAUUUGGCGGAAUUUGGGAGGCUUCAGUCAAAAGUACAAAGUAUCAUCUGAAGCGAAUUCUAAAGGGUAAUUUGUUGACGUUCGAAGAAAUGUACACUUUGUUAACUCAAGUUGAGGCUAUACUCAAUUCGCGACCGCUUUUUUCGCAUUCCGAUGAUCCUGCUGAGAGCGAAGUUAUUACUCCAGCACACUUCCUUAUCGGUCGUCCAAUGACCGCCGUUCCCGAGCCGUCGUAUGAUGGCCUCAGCAAAAACCGUUUGUCAAGAUGGCAGCACUUGCAGCAGAUGAGGGAACACUUUUGGAAGUCUUGGGUACACGACUAUCUCGUGAGUCUUCAGCCAAGAGGGAAAAACUUCGCCCGAAACCCAAACCUACGUGUUGGUACUGUAGUUCUGCUGGAAGAUAAAACACUUCCACCACAGCAAUGGAAACUGGGUAUAAUCACUCAUGUUUAUCCCGGCGAGGAUAAUCUUAGGAUAACCGUCCAAAUGGGGGGUCUUUGGAUGCCGGCGACGAUCGCCCGGGGGAGGAUGUUCGCUCUAGCGAAAAAUCCCAUGACGUCAUUCUAUAGCGUCAAUCAUUCAGUCAUCGCUCCUCGACGUGCAGUAUUUACACGUUGCCAUUUUUGGAGGUGCCGAGGCAACUGCGACUCCAAUCAGCCCAACAUGAAUGCCGACGCCGUCAUGCCUCGCAAGCCGUGA